GAAAGCCUGUUUCUUAUAUCACAGCAGCCCCUGACAAACCGAUGGCAUUCGCUGCUCAAUUCCUUGUGCGUAUGUAUUUCUGUGUGGGUGUGCUGGCUCUAAGCAGCCAAUUUAUAAGGCUAUUUUGUAACGUUACUCUCUACGCAUUUUUCGCUUUAGACGAAACAAUGCAAUUAACUUGGCUCUAGCCUAUGGUGCGCAUCGCCCAGUGACUCGAGAACUGAUGCAUUAAACUGCCCAAAUUAGGCUGCGAAAAUUUUCCUCCCUUAGCUGUUACUGAGGCGCGGUACGCGAUCUCACACGGUCGGCUCUGCUCACUGGGGAGCGCAAGCGACCCGCAUCGCCAGCUGUGUGAGAGCGACAAAGUGGAGCGUCCAGCUGCGCUCGAGCAGUUACUGCUCUCAGUGAGAGACGCGGCGCUGCUGUCUGUACUUCUCACGAAACAACACUGGAAUACUGGCUGAUCUGAGCAGACAAAGUAAUCGGGUUAAGUGAGAGGGACCGGAGACUAAAGACACGUCGGAUGUCACUCACCAUGGCACUAGGACAUUUGGUACAAUAUGUUGCAAUAAGGAUUACCGUGAUCGUUCUGGCGAUGACUGCUGGACACUGUCAAAUAGCUCCUGAAUGUAGUCCCAAUGGCCAUCGUAUUCUCCAAAACCCUUAUAGAAGUGUUACAUUCGAUUCUCAAAAACUUCAGCAGUCAGCAAUACAGGACUUAAUAUGUGAUCAUUCUUUAACUCCUGGAUGGUAUCGUUUCCAUAUUUUUGAUAAACCAGCCGAUAUGCCAACAAAAUGUGUGGAGAUGAAUCACUGUGGCACACAGGCCCCUGUGUGGCUGUCGCUUAAAGAAUCAGAGUCUCUUCCUCGGCCUGGGGAGGUGAAGCAGCUCACAGCCUGUGCAACAUGGCAGUUUUUCUUUAGCACUACAAAGGACUGCUGCCUGUUCAGAAUUCCUGUGACUGUGCGAAACUGUGGGGAAUUUAAUGUGUAUCUACUGCAGCCCACACAGGGAUGUAUGGGUUAUUGUGCUCAAGUUGUUUCAGACAUAAAGCAAGACCUCUGUGGCCCGGCUGAAACAGACGUCGGUGGAACUUGUAAAGCUAAAUAUCCACCCUCGCCAACAACACCAGAAGUAGUGGCUGAGCUGACUGGCAGCACUGUUACUUUAAAAUGCUCUUUUGAUAGUCCUGUCACAAAUAGUUCUCUUGGACAUGUUGUGUCUUGGACUCGACUCUCUUCUGAUGGAACUAAAGAAGAACUGAAGCAAGAGACAACAGUACAAAGCUUUUCUUUCAUUGAGCUAGAUGGAAUAAAUCUUCGACUUGGAGACAAGAUCUACUGCAAAAUAUCCAGCUUUUUCUUGGAUUCUCCUGAUAUUCAAGGACCUACAGCUGAAAGCAAAGAAUUUUUUGCUGGCAUUAAGCUUCACCCAGAAACUGUUUCUAUAUCAGAAGAUGGUAAAGAACAUAAAUUACACAUUAAGAGUACAAUACCCAUUCCUUGCUCUUCAUCUGGACAACCUAAAGAGGACUGCAAGAUCACUUUACAACUGCACACACUAAAUGAAGACAAUCUGAGACCAGAUCUUGUUCUCUCUUCUUGUCAAGUGGAAUUACAACAUACUCCAUGUUAUAAAGGAAUAUGUGCUUCUGCGACUACAUAUUUCACAGGAGUUACCAAUUUUAUUAUGGAUUCUGAUAAAAUAUCAGAAAUUGAGGUGCUACCCAUUGUUAGUGAUAACUUCUUAUGGAAUGGCUACUCUCCACAAGGCACCAAGAUUACAGUUAAAGAUGCACCUUUUGCAUAUUGCUAUUUAUUCACAGACCCUCAUAUUAUUACAUUUGAUGGGAGAAAAUAUGAUAAUUACAAAACUGGAACAUUUGUAUUAUAUAAAAGUACGGGCCGGGAGUUUGAAGUGCAUGUUCGCCAGUGGGACUGUGGAAGCCACAAUUACUUAGCUUCAUGCAUCUGUGGCUUUGUUGCUAAAGAAGAUGAAGAUAUGAUUUCAUUUGACAUGUGUAAUGGUCAACUACGUGAGACAAAACCACACUUAGCAAUAAAGAACAAAGAUUCUAGUAGUAAAAAUAUCAUCAUAACAGAAUCAUACCAAGGAAGAAAAGUCACGGUUACAUUUUCAUCAGGAGCUUUUGUUCGAGCUGAUGUAAAUGAGUGGGGGAUGAGUUUAACUGUCCGAGCUCCUAGCUUGGAUCAUCAGCAUACUGAAGGCUUGUGUGGAACAUUUGAUCAAAAUAUAGAAAAUGACUUCCGUGGUGCAGACGGCCAUUCUGUACUUCAAAAUUCAUCUGCUUUUAUUGAGGAAUGGAGGGUGGCUGCAGGAAAUAGUUUAUUUGAUCAUUCACCAUCAUUUAAAAGUACAUUCCUGAAAAAGCACUAUUGUAACUGUAAAACACUGAAGACACAUUCUCCAUCAAACAAGUUUAAUUUUCCUGCAAAUGCAGGGGUUUCACCAGUCUGUUUAAACAAUGCAAAUGUAAGACUUUCAACUUUAAUUCCAGUUUUGGACAUAACUGCCGAAUACAUAAAUCCAACUGAACAUUUCAGGGAAUUGCAUCGACGAGAGGCUGGGACGGGAUUAGAUUCCUUUUCUUCUCCCCUUUCAAGAGUAUUUCAUAAAAAUAAUCAAACCAAUUUAGAAGAAACAUCAUCAGGACACAGUAAUCUGUUUGCUAGGCGACAUAAAUAUAUUACAAUGGAAAGAGGUUCUCCCAGCAGAAGUGCUGUCACUGAUAUAUAUAAACAUGGUGAUCUGCAGAAUAAGUGGCAGCCUAACAAUCGCCGAAGAAGGCAGAAUUAUUAUGAAUAUGUUUCAAGCUUUCCCUAUCAAAGUCUCAGCCAGACAGACCUAGAAGGCUUCAGUUAUUUCUUCCCUGAGGACCACACACCUAAUUCUGCCUUUGACACUGUGCCUUCUUGGCCAACUCCUUCAGGAUUGACAGAAUCAAAAGUAGCUGAAUUGUGCCAACAUACAGUAGCCAAUUCAAGCAUAGGCAAGGGAUGUGGAGUCCUUCUUGGUAAAAGAGUAAUGGAUGUGAUAGACAUGUGCAUUCUAGAUAUUCAACUGAAAGAUGACAUCAGCUGGUCAACAGCAGGAUUGCCCCUUCUAGAGAAUGAAUGUGAAAGAAAGCUUAUAGAGCAGAGCCACUCAAAGGAGUAUAACAGCAUUUUGUCAUUACUGAAAUGUCCAAACCUUUGUAAUGGGAAUGGAGAAUGUGCCGAAUGGGGAUGUGUGUGCUUUCCAGGAUAUGGGGCCUAUGACUGCAGUAUAGUUUCUGAUCAGCCUCCAGAAAUUAUUGAGCUAGAAAAUGUUGGAUUUUGUGAUGUUCGUCAAUAUGACUGCUCUUCAGUGAGAGUUUUUGGUCAAGGUUUUAAAGAUUCACCAGACUUGAAGUGUGAAGUCAUAAAAGAACAGUUUAUUUCUGAUGAAUGGAGUUUAGGUGAUCCCCAGCUUACAACAGCUUCCUUCUUGAGCAACACUGUUUUAGACUGUCAGCUACCAAGAGAAAAUGAUCAAUCACCUCAUAAUAUGGACAUUGAUAUAGUUGAUGAUAAACCUCUUGCCAGAUGGCAAAUUAAGGUCUCAAAUGAUGGUUAUGAAUACAGCAAUUCAAAAACAUUAACACUAUUUGAUGGAGCUUGUCAAAUAUGUGAAGCCAGUUCUGAUGGACUGUGCUCAUUAAAGGAAAGAACUUGCAACAUUGAUGGACUUUGCUAUGGAGAAGGUGACCCAAAUCCAAUAAGUCCAUGUCUGCUGUGUAAACCAGACAUUUCAAAAUUUACGUGGUCAAUUAGUGAAAAAAAUGAGCCACCCAUUUUCCAGCCAUCGCAAGCAAAGCUUAAAACAUUCAGAGGUGAAAAUUUUGUGUACCAGUUCUUGGCCACAGACCCCGAAGGUUCUGCAGUUCUUUUUACACUGGACCAAGGUCCAAAGGAUGCAGUACUCUCACCUGCUGGACUUUUGAUCUGGAAGGUGACAUCUGAAACAACGGAAACAUUCAGAUUUUCUGUAACAGAUGACUGCAAUGCUGAGUCUAAAGCAUCUGUAGAGGUAAUUGUUGAGCCAUGUAAGUGUUUAAAUGGAGGAACAUGUGUAACAAAUAUUAACUUUCCUCCUGGAAGUGGGAAAUAUGUUUGUGUCUGUUCCCAAGGAUUUGAAGGUGACUACUGUAACUUCAGCUCUGACAACUGCAAAUCAAAUCCCUGCAUCUUCGGCAGGUGUGUGGACGGCCUCAAUGCGUAUUCUUGUGAAUGUUACUCAGGUUUUACAGGUGAACAAUGUCAAGAGGAUGUUGAUGAAUGUUCAUCAAAGCCCUGCUUUGUAGGAGUUCGCUGUAAUAACACUUUUGGAUCCUACAUCUGUGAUUCAUGUCCAGAAGGAUACAGAGGAGAUGGCAGACACUGUAAAACGGUGGAAGAAUCUUUGAAUCUGAAUCCUUUUGAUAAAGAAGAAGAGGUUAAGGAGGUUUAUCCUGAGAAGGAGGAAAGCAAUGACAAUAAAUCUGGGCCGGAAAUACAAACACAAAUCAGUACCCCAGCCGAAAAUGAAAUAACUGAAACAAAGAAACAAACCAGUGUUCACCGUCAGCAAUCACCAGGACCUAAAUUUAGCUCUGGCACUCAAAAGGGUUGUGCCGCUAAGCCGUGUUUCCCAGGUGUGCAAUGCUUUGAAGAUCCAGAACAAGAAUCAGGAUUUUCUUGUGGUGGCUGUCCUCCAGGAUUUCAUGGUAAUGGUUUUACAUGCAGCAGGUUAACUCUAACAGGACAAAGAUCAAGAAGUACAACAAUUAAUACAGCUACACUAAAUGCAGUUAACUUACCUACUCCACCCACAAUCACGAUGACUACAGAUUCAAUAUCCAAGCAUUCAGCCACAAUUAAAAAAGCUGGAAAGUUUACAGUCUCAACAAAGACCACAGGGCAAAUCCCACUUGUAGUGCCUUUCCAUAGGACUUCGAAUUCUCGCCCUGUGUCUCCUCAAGCAAAACCCAAACUAAGCCUGCCAUAUUUAAAUACCAGGAAUACAUUGCUUAACAUUGGUAAUAAAAGAAACAGUUCUGGGGAAGAAGUGAAUGAAGACAAAAGAAUUCCAAAAACUAGAACUUCUGGAAUAACAUAUAAAGGAUCUAAGGUGCAUUCUGCCAUUGUUCUUCCACAAGACCUAUAUGAAUCACAAGAAAGGACUACAUCAUUACCAAAAUUACUCACCUGUGCUGAUUCUCCAUGUUACCCUGGUGUCCCUUGUGAGCCAUCAGAACAUGGGUCAUUUAAAUGCGGCCGCUGUCCAUAUGGUUAUUCUGGAAAUGGUGUCAAGUGUAAAGCAAUUUGCAGAUAUCCAUGUGGCAAGAAUAUGGAAUGUUCUUUACCAAACACGUGCAGGUGCAAACCAGGGUAUACUGGAUAUAACUGUCACAUUGCUGUUUGUCGUCCAGACUGUAAAAACCGUGGGAAAUGCAUAAAGCCAAAUGUAUGUCAGUGUGCUCCAGGAUAUGGGGGGCUAACUUGCGAGGAAGCAAAUUGUGACCCUCCUUGUCUCCAUGGCGGUACAUGCUUGGCAAGAAACCUUUGCACAUGUCCUUAUGGUUAUGUUGGUCCCAGAUGUGAAACAAUGGUGUGUAACCGACAUUGUGACAAUGGAGGAGAAUGUAUUAGCCCAGAUGUCUGUAAAUGUAAGGAAGGAUGGGAUGGACCAACCUGCAGCUCAGCUGUUUGCACACCUGUAUGUUUAAAUGGUGGAGUAUGUGUUAAGCCAAAUGUCUGCAUGUGCCCUGCUGGUUUUUAUGGAGCUCAGUGUCAGAUCGCUGUUUGUAACCCACCUUGUAAAAAUGGUGGACACUGCAUGCGGAAUAAUGUGUGCUCAUGCCUAGAUGGAUACAGUGGAAAGAGGUGUCAAAAGAGUGUCUGUGAUCCAGUGUGCAUGAAUGGUGGAAAGUGUGUAGGACCGAAUGUUUGCUCCUGCUCCUCGGGAUGGAAAGGGAAACGAUGCAACAUUCCCAUUUGUUUACAGAAGUGUAAAAAUGGUGGAGAAUGUGUGGGACCCAAUACAUGUCACUGUCCAGCUGGAUGGGAAGGGCUACAAUGCCAAACACCAAUAUGUCACAAUAAAUGUUUGUUUGGGGGCAGAUGUGUGUAUCCUAACAGAUGUUUUUGUCGUCCAGGAUUCUCUGGGGCUUUCUGUAGCACAAAGGUGCAGUACCAUUUGAAGUAACAAAGAGCUAAUGAUUGCUGUUACAGAUUUUAACUAACACACGCUGCUGAUGACUGGACUUCACUCAGAAGAAUACAAUUUGAAGGAGAUAUUAAAAUUACAUCCAAAUUAAAAUCCACAUACAGUCUUUUCAUGCAUAGGAAAUUCUUUUAAUUAAAAAUUACUAUUUUUAAA
Molecule: messenger RNA, 6400 nt
Organism: Erpetoichthys calabaricus (reedfish)
Lineage: Eukaryota; Metazoa; Chordata; Cladistia; Polypteriformes; Polypteridae
Gene: vwde
Product: von Willebrand factor D and EGF domains
Biological process (GO): anatomical structure development
Cellular component (GO): extracellular region; cell surface
Molecular function (GO): signaling receptor binding; calcium ion binding
Source: RefSeq, a predicted model, not a curated record